This is a messenger RNA of Physella acuta, 3122 nucleotides long. RefSeq lists its product as uncharacterized. Gene Ontology annotation, biological process: G protein-coupled receptor signaling pathway. Gene Ontology annotation, cellular component: plasma membrane. The record is from RefSeq and is a predicted model, not a curated record. Gene Ontology annotation, molecular function: G protein-coupled receptor activity. NCBI's taxonomy places the organism in Eukaryota, Metazoa, Mollusca, Gastropoda, Physidae.
GGCGCAGAGAGGAAAAAAAAAUCCUCCACGCGUGUAGGACAUUAAUAUCUACACCACAUAAAAAAAAGUGCCCUUUAUUCUAGUUCUCUCCCCUGACUUACUCCGUGUUGUGUUGCCGACCUUUGUUGCAAGAAAUGGAUGUAUAAAAUUCACAAGGGAACCCAACACACCAAAAGGACACAUUGCACAAACGAUGGGAAUUUUAUGACGUCAGCUAAUUGGCCUAGUGUUUAAUUGGCUUAGUAUUAUUUAUUUCACAGUGUGAAAAUUUCUAGCAGUAAAUGAUUCAGAUUACACUGAACAAAAUGUGAAAGAUAAACGCUUGACAUGGCAUCUACAUCAAAACCUUUAACUUACCAGCUGAUAUUUUAGCUACAAAGAUCGUUUUUGUGGAUAACUAAAGGGCGACUACUAAGAAAAAAGGGAUAUAACUCUUGUCGAAUAACUUACACAAAAUGGCGAACGCAGAAGAAUUUUCAAAUUCAUCAUCAAUUAAUAGUUUCAGUCUUUUCAACGAUACUGACAACGGUACUUCGUUUGAUUAUGAAUACGACACGGAAGUCAACAACAACACAAUGCUUGAUAACAACACCAUUUACGACCCUCCCUCGGUGUACGUCGCACCGGAUGAGUCAAAUUUCACCAUGACGUUCUCCGAUAUCACGUCUUUAGUGAACUUUACAUCCACCGCCGACAUAUCAACGCUAGCGGACCUUACGUCAUACGGACUGACCAACUCCACAGCAGUGGCCAGACUCUUCAACACAACAACUCUACCCCUGACCGACCCCACCACACUAUACCCCACUCUACCGGCUCUCAACAUCACAGCUGUACCCAACAUCUCGGAGCUGGAACGGCUGCAGUACCUGGGGGAGCUACAGCAGCAUACGAGUCUCGUCAUGAUCCCAGCUAUGAUUUUUCUUAUCACCCUCUCCAUCACAGGACUGAUCGGGAAUUCCCUCGUGCUAUUUGUGUACUCCCAGAGAUUCCGGAAAACUUCGACAAGAAUUUAUGUGCUGGCUAUUGCGUCAUUUGAUAUCGUGGCCAACGUCUUAUGUAUCCCAGGUGAGAUCUACGACAUGUUUCACAUCUGGGACUUCGACAACAGACCUUUGUGUCGGGCUAGGUUGUUCUUCAACGCUUUCAGCACGCUGAGUUCAGCUAUGGUUUUGUUGGCGGUGGCCGUUGCUAGGUACAGGAAGGUGUGUGUGCCGUACGGCUGGCAGACGACCAUCAAACAAGCCCAGUACGUCAGCGUGCUCAUCUCCUUCCUCGGCGUCCUCUUCUCCAUCCCCUACGUCCUCAUCAACGGGCGCCAGACUAAAAAAACACCCCGCUCUGACAUUUCCGGGUACGAGUGCACCACGGACGACGACUACGUCAACACAAUAUGGCCGCUGCUGAACGGAGGGUUUUUUUUCGUGUUGUUUAUUUUCUGCUGCGUGCCUUUUAUUUGCCUGUACGUGAGGAUUGGUCUUCAAGCGUGGCGACACAGCGCGAUUCACGGAUCUUCAUCCAAUGUGCCACAGAGAUCCUACACAACAAACUCCAGUUCUAUUGAUCAAAUCGGGAAUUCAAACAAUAACAUCCCUUCGUCUGUGAAACCGAAAGUGCUUGGGCUGCGUAGGAAAUCGGAAAAAUCCGUUUGCAGUACGCCUAGCGCGGAUUUCGGAAGUGUUGAAGAUGAUAUUGCUGCGUACGUGGAGGACGAGCAAACUUUGGGAAGUUCCGAUAAAUACACGGUGCGUAUUUUGGACGACCGUGUGGAAGUCAGUACCCCAAUGAUGGGAGACUUCAUAGUUCAGUUAAAGAACGCGACGACCACGGGAGAUGUGAUUUCUCUAGACGAGAUUAAAUCAGAGACGGUCGCGGAGAAUUCACCUCGACCUAAACGUAACACAGUCGCGGGGAGUUCAAAGGUCAAUACUGUUGAAUUUUCGAACCGUCAGUAUAUAGACAACGAUCGAGAAAAACAAAAUGUAGAUUCGAAAACGGAUAUUCGUAGCAAUAAUACGGAUAUAAAAAUGGACACUAACGUGAAUAAUAGUAACCCAAUUUCAAGUAACAGGAAUAUUGAAAAUAAUAUUCAAAACAACGAAGGUUCUCAGGAGAGGAUAUUUGUGGUUGAGAGAGAAAAACCGGAAGUGGACAAGACAGGCGAGGAACCGGAAACCGCAGACGAAGAUCCGGUUGCCGCCCUGAAAUGGAUCGACAUCAUUUUCUGUCCGCAGCAGAGCACCGAGCCAGAACCGGAUACCAAAGACUCCAAAGAAGGAAACGGGUUGUCCUUCAGGUUGUCCACCACCAACUCCAUCCUUCAGAAAACGGAGUGGUUGAGGAAUAUCGUUUCCGAAGCGUUAAAAUCUAAAGCCCGGAAACGCUCGAACAGUAAAUCAACGCCCAUGGAUAAUCUAAAUAUCGAGAUGAAACCAACAAGUAGCGAAGGAACUGAUGAUGUUUUUUACAACCAAAUCGAGUCACCGUCUUCAAUAGGCAGUGUCCACACGGGAAGGCCCUCAAUACAACGACUUCCUCGACGUAAAUCGUCAACACAAACUGUUAAUCAACCAAGAAGGCGACCUUUAGGCAGAACAACCGCCAUGUUGAUUUCUAUCAGCGCCGUCUACACGUUGAGUUUCAUCCCCUACUUAAUCCUGAGUGUUUUUAGAAUCGCUUCCCCCGACCAGUACGAUGAAAUGGGGACAGCGGAAAUGAUUUUUUAUAAUCUCUUUCUCAGGACGUAUUUUCUCAACUGCGCAGCCAACCCGAUUAUUUAUAGCCUGUGUGACGUCAACUUCCGCCGGGAGUGUCAAAAGCUGUUAGGAUGUUUAAAAUAGCUUUGUAAACACCGCUCGUUUGUAAACUAAAUAUUAGUUAGUGAUGGAUAGAUGAAGAAAAUACUCUUGUCACCUAAACGCAAAGGUGAUUCUCAUUGUUUAUUGGUUAAAGGAAAAUCGGCGCUCAAAUUAUGUUUCCAAUCCUUGUUUUUAAAAUUUAAAAAUAGGUUUGUGGUGAACUUAUUAUCUAUUCAUCUCUGUGGGUCUACUUCCACGGAUAACUUUGGCCUGAUUUAUCCGCUUUCUUCCAUUAAGACAUGUCUGCUGUCUUCUUCCAAAUUU